AGACGCACAUCCAUCGAAUUUGCAGCUGGGCUUCAAGGCAGAGGAGCCUGCGAGGCUGCUGCCUCCCAACCGCCCCCUCAUGACCCGCAUCCCGUGCACGUCUGCUUGCAAGCAAAGGCCCCCCCCCGCAACCCCAACGGGACUGCCCCCCAGGGGUUGUACUGGGCAGGUAACUUACUGCAUAAGCUGUACUUUGCCUGGGCCAUGUCGUCAAUCUUGCCGUUUACCCCACCUGUUGUGAAGAGACUGUUGGGGUGGAAGAAGUCUGCCACUGGUUCAGGAGGUGCUGGUGGUGGUGAGCAGAAUGGUCAGGAAGAAAAGUGGUGUGAGAAAGCAGUGAAAAGUUUGGUCAAAAAGCUGAAGAAGACUGGACAACUGGAUGAGCUUGAAAAAGCCAUCACCACUCAGAACUGCAAUACAAAAUGUGUUACAAUACCAAGCACUUGCUCUGAAAUUUGGGGACUGAGUACACCAAAUACGAUAGAUCAGUGGGAUACAACAGGCCUUUACAGCUUCUCUGAACAAACCAGGUCUCUCGAUGGCCGCCUGCAAGUCUCUCACCGUAAAGGAUUACCACAUGUUAUUUACUGCCGUUUGUGGCGCUGGCCUGAUCUUCACAGUCAUCAUGAACUUAAGGCAAUUGAAAACUGUGAAUAUGCUUUUAAUCUUAAAAAGGAUGAAGUAUGUGUAAACCCCUACCAUUACCAGAGAGUGGAGACUCCAGUUCUGCCUCCUGUUCUAGUUCCACGGCAUACUGAGAUUCUGACCGAACUUCCGCCACUCGAUGACUAUACUCAUUCCAUUCCCGAAAACACUAACUUUCCAGCAGGAAUUGAACCACAGAGCAAUUACAUACCAGAAACACCACCACCUGGCUAUAUCAGUGAAGAUGGAGAGACAAGUGACCAGCAGUUGAACCAAAGUAUGGAUACAGGAUCUCCAGCAGAGUUAUCUCCCAGUACUCUCUCUCCUGUCAAUCACAGCCUGGACUUGCAGCCAGUUACAUAUUCGGAGCCUGCAUUUUGGUGUUCAAUAGCAUAUUACGAAUUAAAUCAGAGAGUGGGAGAAACCUUCCAUGCAUCACAGCCAUCACUUACUGUAGAUGGCUUUACGGAUCCCUCAAACUCGGAAAGAUUUUGCCUAGGUUUGCUCUCCAAUGUUAAUAGAAAUGCUACAGUGGAAAUGACAAGACGGCACAUAGGGAGGGGAGUGCGUCUGUAUUACAUCGGUGGAGAAGUUUUUGCUGAGUGCCUAAGCGAUAGCGCAAUCUUUGUUCAGAGUCCCAAUUGUAAUCAGAGAUAUGGCUGGCAUCCUGCAACGGUGUGCAAAAUCCCACCAGGCUGCAACCUGAAGAUCUUUAAUAACCAGGAAUUUGCUGCUCUUCUGGCUCAGUCUGUGAAUCAGGGCUUUGAAGCAGUGUAUCAGCUAACUAGAAUGUGCACCAUAAGGAUGAGUUUUGUUAAAGGAUGGGGGGCUGAAUACAGGCGGCAAACGGUAACGAGCACUCCUUGUUGGAUUGAGCUGCACCUGAACGGGCCUCUACAAUGGCUGGAUAAAGUAUUGACUCAGAUGGGCUCCCCGUCAGUGCGUUGCUCCAGCAUGUCGUAAAGCUCCUUCUGAUUACUGGUGGGCUUAAAAGACAAAGUCCAGGCAGCAGACUUAAAUCUAACAGCUCGUCUGUCGUAGUAACUCGUGUGUGGUCUCCAUGAACUGUUUCCUAUCCAAAACGUUCUGAGAAAAAGCGAGAGCGAGAGUGGGGGGGAAAGCACUUGAGGGUCUCGUCAACUUUAAAGCACCUUGUGGAUUCUGCUUCCUAUACUCUGAUACUAGCUGAAACGUUAGUGUAUAGAAAUGCCUUCUUCUGAAGGAAGGAGGGACAUUUUAAAGACUUUAAUGGUGUUUUAUUGGGUAUCUAUAAAUUGAGUGUCCUAAAGGUUUGCCAAUAACAUGGACGGUUUGGCUGUUGCAUCAUGGCCCCCUACCAACUUUGGCAGCAUUCCGCUGGCCUGAGUGUUAAUUCCCAUUGGUAGAUGUGCAGAGCUCUGUGACUUAGGCAGCCAUCUCGUAAAAAGUCCAAGUUCUUGCUUCUCCAUACUUUUAAAAUAUUUUUAUAUAUAAAUAUAUAUAUGUGUGUGCGUGCGUGUGUGUGUGUGUGCAGGCUUUCAGCUGCCCCAUAACAGACUUAUUGCAGAAAAGCUUCCUCUUCCCCCCUCAGACUGUACUAGCUGCCGCCUUAAAACUCUCUUUGCAGAGGGAACAAUACUUGGGUUUUGUCUCUCUUGGGCAUUGAGUAUGCUUCAUAGGCCUAUAUGAUGUAAACUCUGAAUCCUCUCUUCUCCUUCCAUCAUGGUUUUCCUUUGCCCAUCCAGGGUGCUGCAUCUGUUGCUGGCGAUAGGUGCUGUGACACUGCUGACCCUGAGGACGGCUUUGCACCUUCAUGGUUGAAAACAUGGUGGUGGGGAGACACACACUUUUGGUCGAUGCACCUGUGGGCCGCUGCUCACAGACCGUUUCUCAAUCUCUUAAUCUUAGUUAAAAGAUUGGGAGCAGGCCAUGGAUCGUCCACUUACCCUUCCUCUUCCUUCACGGCCUGUGAAUCUUAACUAUGCAUUACCAAUGUAUUGCCAUUCAGCGGAGUUAAUGAUGCCUUCAUGUCUGAUUUUCACAUCUGGUGAAGAUGGACAUCAGUAUAGCCUUAACUAUGGAUAAUGGCAUCACCACAGUAAUGCUCAACUAUGCUUGUGAAGGGAGAGGAAAGAAUUCACACUUGGAAGAAGAAGUGCACACUCCUGUGUCCUACUUAAUCUCAACUAUCUGCAUCAGCCCUUUGUCUGAAGAUCCAUUAUAUGGUAAUAUGGGAUCUGCAGUGUGUGCACAUGUCCAUUGUAAAAAACCUUUUAGGUGAGGAACCCCACAGCAGUUUCCGAAUCUUGCAGCUCUUCGCAAGAAAUGCAUUGCAGAUCCAUCACUGUCUUUGCGCAGAUGAGUGCACAUUCAAAAAAUCAUCCUUGUAUCUUUCAGAAGUAACAGAUAAAGCAGCUGUAAGGUGUCAGUGAUUCUUUUUAUCUUGAUACCCUUCAGGAUAUGAACCAUCGGUUAUUGUAGCAAGGGAUGGUUAUAUGGAAUGCUGGAGAUCAAUUGGUCUCGACUUCCUCACACUCAGUAAGUUUAAGAUUGUUGAAUCAACAGCCGAAAGCUGUUGCAGCUUCUCCCAGUCAUUUCUUUCUCUGGUCCUUCGGUUGGCUGUCUCUUGCUGUUGCAGGUCUCCAAGUGUGCUGCACAGAGAAAGGAUCUGCUUUAAAAGAAGAAGAAGAAGAAGAAGAAGGGAUCUGCUUUUUUAAAAAGCAGCAACCUAGGCAAGGAAUGGGCAGGAGAAACUGCAUCAUCUGUUUCUCAUGUAAUUGGAUGCAGAAAUAAACUAUAGAUCUUUCCAAGCUGUAACCUGGCAACCCUGAAAGUGUUCACCUUCCUUAUAAAUGGUGAAAUGUGGUUUCCACAGGGUUUUAAACAUGCAGCUUGACUUAGCGAAGGGUCACAGAACUAAUUGGAUCAAAAGUAUAUGGCUUAGUAAUAUGAGCAUCCGUUAGGGGAAGGUAUGUAUAUAGCAGGUAUAAUUGUUCCUGCUAAUUCCCUAGGGUAUUGCUUGUUUGACCAGCAAAAGGAAGAGUCCAUAGUACAUGUUAUUGUGAACCCUUGGACACUACAUCUGAACCUUACUUUAAAAAACAAACAAACUAUUUUGAUUUAUAUUCUACAGAUAAGUCUGGGUUGGGUAAGGUUUGGGAAACUGUAUAGAAGGGUUAUUCUGACUUGAAAAGUAUACAUUUUACUAACAAUCUCUUGUGAUCUAGCUGUCUGUCAUUCUCUUGUUUGUUGUGGCAGUAGCAGGAUUGCCUCUUGUCUGUCUUUCCUUCUUUUUCCCCCUUGCCCCAAAUUAUUCACUUGCACUAGGACUGUACUUUGUAAGUACAUCCUAGUGACAAUUUCAGCUUCGAGAACAAACAUGGCCAGUGUUAAGCUUUGUAAUCAGCUGACUGAACUGAAGAUAGCGAUGGAUAUUUUUUAUGCCAUAAUUAGGGCAUAGGAGCAAUACCAAAAAUCAAGCCUGAGGGUGGGGUGGGGAUCAAAGUGGGUCAGGCAAUGAAAGGAAUUGGCAAAGCAGUUACCAAUUUGUGCUAGUUUUACCAGUAGCCUAAUGUAUUGGUAGAACUUGUGAACCUAAGACAAUAAGCUUUCAUGCGUGUUGCAUUUGCCUAAUAUGUGAAUACACUAAUAAAAGUUUUAAUUCUCA
Messenger RNA from Hemicordylus capensis (graceful crag lizard), 4291 nucleotides. It is a transcript of the gene SMAD2, whose product is annotated as SMAD family member 2. Gene Ontology annotation, molecular function: DNA-binding transcription factor activity, RNA polymerase II-specific; RNA polymerase II cis-regulatory region sequence-specific DNA binding; I-SMAD binding. NCBI's taxonomy places the organism in Eukaryota, Metazoa, Chordata, Lepidosauria, Squamata, Cordylidae. Gene Ontology annotation, cellular component: heteromeric SMAD protein complex. Gene Ontology annotation, biological process: regulation of transcription by RNA polymerase II; BMP signaling pathway; cell differentiation. Bases 205 to 1608 code for a protein of 467 amino acids. The transcript has 11 exons. The record is from RefSeq and is a predicted model, not a curated record.